UUGCAUUAAAGAUGGCGACUUCUUUUUGUUUCAACAACCCAUGCAAAUACUGUUUAAUUCUCACAGUUGAUCACUCUGAAGCCUUCCUGAAAACCGGUGGUGACCUUUCCAUUGACUACGAGCGGCUUGACACAUUCCCUGAUUUCCCCCAGCUUAAAGCCUCGACCAAAGAUGGCUGUGCCUUUUGUGGACUUCUGCGAGCUUCGUGCCAAUCACACUGCUCAUACGGUGACCCGUUCGCCAGAUCUACCGAUGGUAAGAAGCCAUUCGAAAGUAUUGUUCAGAUAUACGGAGCCAAAAUCACUUCCGUGGGAGGUAGAAGGGGAAUGACGACCUUGCAAUUUUCAAUCCGCCCAAUAGAUAGCGCUUAUGAUUCCUCAUCUCUUACUACGAUCUACUUUAACCUUUAUUGUUGUAAUGAUAGCCCUGCCACGAGCCAGAUCAAGCAGCCUCAGCCACUCCCAACAGCCCUUGAUCCUCGAAACUUGCAGCGUAUUACCGACUGGAUGGAAGAAUGCAAGGAAUUGCACGAAAGAUGCCGCCUGGAGAAGGACCCGCCAUACCUACCUACUCGUGUUAUUGACGUUGGACCACCUGAUGGAUCGUGUGAUCCACGCUUGUACAUUACUCACGGUAUCACUGGGGUUUAUGCAGCGCUUAGCCAUUGUUGGGGGCCUUCGUCAAAAGACCAAUAUAAGACAUUAUUGUCUAAUAUAGAACAUAGUUUAGAGGGAAUGCCGAUAUCUGAACUUCCGCAGAAUUUCCGAGACGCAAUCAUUGUCACGCGAGCACUGGGUCUGAGGUACUUGUGGAUUGAUUCCGUCUGUAUUAUCCAAGAUAGUGAAGAUGACUGGAAGGUGGAGAUUAGAAAAAUGGGUCGUAUAUACGGUACGGCUCAUUUCGUCAUUGCCGCCACAUCAUCAUCCUCCAGCAACUCAGGGUUUCUCGUCCGCGGAGUAAGGGCAUCUGUUCAAAUGCCACUCCAUUCUGUAAAUGGCUCCCCGCUUGGACAGUAUUGUAUCCGACCGCAAUCACGAGCUGGGGGCGGAGGAUGGUUCCAAGACAUUGGGAUGUCACCAUGGAACAUGCGUGGCUGGACCCUCCAGGAACGAUUACUUUCGAGGCGCGUCAUUCAUUUCACAACCGAGAAAAUAUACUUUGAAUGCUGCACCACCGAUAGCUCAGAAGAAGGGGACAUUACACGAGAUAUGCCAGGGGAGCUGGAUACAAUGAUGGCUUCCCUUGAAUUCCAACACCUACUUGGGCUCACUAAGCAGAUCUCAUCGAUGAAGGAAGUUAACGGUUAUGAGGCUGCUGCUCGCUCAGCGUACAAUCUUUGGUAUACGCUGGUGACAAUGUUCUCGGGACGCCAACUCACGUUUGAGUCGGAUAAAUUCCCUGCCAUAUCUGGUCUUGCGGUCGAAAUAGGAGCUUUACUCAAAGACAAUUACCUGUUCGGCCUUUGGCUGAAUGAUCUGGUCAGGGGCUUAUUGUGGCAACCAAAUAUCAUAAACAUGUCACAAGGCUACCCAAGGGUAUCGAAGGGAGGAUUACGCCAAGCUCCCUCCUGGUCAUGGGCUGCAUACAACGGCGGUGUAUCAUACUAUUCCAGUGAGCUAUCGGGGGAUAGCGAGGGGCAGAGCCUUCGUAUAAUAGAGGUUGACCCGAGGACAUCCGGUUUCACUCCACCAGAGAUGAGUGCUCCUGCGAAGCUCAAGGUAUCAGGACUUUUGAAGCAGGCAACAAUUUUUCGGACUGGGGAGAUUAGAGGGGACAAAUUUAGGCUUGUUCUUGAUGGUGAGACGGGCGGGGCAUGGGAUAAUCGUGUGAAGAUCAAUAAUGAGGAAGUUGGUGACUGUUCACUCGAUUGUCGGCAUCCUUCAUCGUCUGGUGAGAAUGUGCGGCUGCUUAAGGUUAUGAAUAGUACGCAGAAGAACACAGUCAAUUAUGGUGUACCUGUGGGACUAAUACUGGAAGAGGUUGGUGAGGGGGUAUUUCAACGUGUUGGGCUUUUCAACCUUGACUCCACGCAGGAGAGUAUAUUUGGUGAUGAGCAAUAUCAAGAGAUCACGAUUAUUUGAAUGGAAGUAGCGCUAUGCAAAGGAUGUAAUUCCGUG
Hyaloscypha bicolor E is the source of this 2117-nucleotide messenger RNA. Its product is annotated as HET-domain-containing protein. The record is from RefSeq and is a predicted model, not a curated record. Bases 12 to 2081 code for a protein of 689 amino acids. NCBI's taxonomy places the organism in Eukaryota, Fungi, Ascomycota, Leotiomycetes, Helotiales, Hyaloscyphaceae. The transcript is spliced from 2 exons.